AUGUCUAUUAAAAUUAAAAAUAAGAAUGAUUACCUUGCAACAUUUAAAAUCCUUCUUAUUGGUAACUCAAACGUAGGAAAAUCAUCUCUUCUAUUAAGGUUUACUGAUGACACAUUUUUACCACAUGAUGAGGUAUCAGCAACAAUAGGGGUGGAUUUUAAAGUGCAUGAAAUAGUUGUAGACGAAAAGAAAUAUAAAUUAACAAUUUGGGAUACUGCAGGUCAAGAACGUUUUAGAACACUAACAUCUUCAUAUUAUCGUGGUGCUCAAGGUGUUAUAUUGGUUUAUGAUGUAUCAAUUCGUGAGACAUUUGAUCAAUUGGAUAAUUGGCUUAAUGAAUUAAAUACCUAUUGCUCAAAUAAAAAUAUAGCAAAAAUGAUAAUUGAAGGUGAAGAAUAUGCAAAAAAAUUACAAACAUCAUAUAUAGAAUGUAGUGCUAAAACAAAAUAUGGCGUGAAAGAAGCAUUUGCUGAACUUGUUAAGGAGGUAAUUAUAAUUAUUAUAGAUUAUAUUGAAUAUUUAGAUUUUUUUAAUAAUUAA
Messenger RNA from Entrophospora sp. SA101, 540 nucleotides. The record is from the annotation of a GenBank genome assembly. Lineage: Eukaryota; Fungi; Glomeromycota; Glomeromycetes; Entrophosporales; Entrophosporaceae.